AUGCCUACACACGGCCUGCCAGGCCUUGAGGACAAGGUCUAUGUGCUCGUGACGGGUGCGAAUAGUGGCCUGGGAUAUUCAACGUGUUGCCGCCUUGCAGAUGAAUUUCUAGCCUCGUCCCAGAACAACCAUCGUUCAUUGACAGUCAUCUUCACCACCCGGAGCACGAAAAAGGGCAACGACACACUCCGCAGCCUACAAAAUCACCUCCGCACCUCCACCUCCGAUCCCUCCGCCGCCGCUCGGGUCACAUUCGUCCCUGAAAAUGUCGACCUCUGCAACCUCCUCUCUGUCCGCGCGUUGUCCCGCCGCUUGAACAAAACCUUCCCCAAACUCGACGCGAUUGUGCUCAAUGCCGGUAUAGGAGGAUGGACAGGUCUCGAUUGGCCUUCCGCCGUCUGGAACGUUUGCACCGACAUCAUUCAUGCGACGACCUGGCCGAGCUACAAGGUUGCGUCGACUGGCCUUAUAACAGAGAACCAGACAUCGAACCUCGCAGAAAAAGAACCCCGCCUGGGCACGGUCUUCUGCGCCAAUGUCUUCGGCCACUACAUGCUCACGCACAAUGUCAUGCCUCUCCUACACCGAUCCGGCUCUCCCAACGGGCCUGGUCGCGUCAUAUGGCUGUCCAGCACUGAAGCAACCAUCAGGGUCUUUGAUAUCGAGGAUAUCCAGGGUCUCCGGUCUCGUGCUCCUUACGAGUCAUCGAAGUGCCUGACAGAUCUUCUAUCCCUCACCUCCGACCUCCCAGGCACCGCUCCCUGGGUAAAGAGCUUCUACUCACCCGACUUCGACUCCGGCUCCGAAAAUAACCAGCCCACCUCCUCAACCCCGCCAAACACAUACCUCGGCCAUCCCGGUAUCUGUGCCACGGCCAUCAUUCCCCUCCCGACAAUCCUCAUAUACUCCAUGGUCGCCGCUUUCUGGCUAGCCCGCAUGCUCGGCUCUCCCUGGCAUACGCUUUCCACCUAUCUCGGUGCUAUCUCCCCCGUCUGGCUCGCCCUCUCCCCGCAAUCUGAGCUCGACGCCGCCGAGGCACCUUACCGAGAACGCGGCGGCGGCCGCGUGAAAUGGGGCUCUUCGGCGUCUCGGCUGGGUGUAGGCUCUUCGGCGUCCACGGAAGUUGAUGGAUGGGGCUAUGGAGGCGUUGUCGGGUCGGCGGUUCUAGCUGAGGACAGGGCCAGGAGGCGGAAGCGCGGCGCGGUCGAUCUUACGGCCGAGGAGAAGGAACGGUUUGAAGGGCUGGGAAGGGAGUGUUGGAGGCAGAUGGAGGAGUUGAGGAUCCUGUGGGAUGACCUGCUUGAUGAGGAGGAGGAGAGGAGUGGUGUGAAGGAGUAG
Messenger RNA from Aspergillus mulundensis, 1338 nucleotides. RefSeq names its product 3-keto-steroid reductase. Gene Ontology annotation, cellular component: mitochondrial outer membrane; endoplasmic reticulum membrane; lipid droplet. The record is from RefSeq and is a predicted model, not a curated record. Gene Ontology annotation, biological process: ergosterol biosynthetic process. Bases 1 to 1338 code for a protein of 445 amino acids. Gene Ontology annotation, molecular function: 3-beta-hydroxysteroid 3-dehydrogenase (NADP+) activity. NCBI's taxonomy places the organism in Eukaryota, Fungi, Ascomycota, Eurotiomycetes, Eurotiales, Aspergillaceae. The transcript has 2 exons.